Molecule: messenger RNA, 327 nt
Organism: Sporothrix schenckii 1099-18
Lineage: Eukaryota; Fungi; Ascomycota; Sordariomycetes; Ophiostomatales; Ophiostomataceae
Exons: 2
Coding region: 1-327 (108 amino acids)
Source: RefSeq, a predicted model, not a curated record
AUGAGAUGGAAAACAAACGAAACAAAAGAGACCACAGACGACGAGGAUGCGAGGGAGGGGACGAGGGGGACUUGGAAGGAUUUCGCGUGGAGCUACCGACGGGUGGUGAUCUUGUUAAGCGUGGGCCGAGGCGGAGGGGCUAUUUUGUGCUGGUCUGAGGAGGAUGUGCGUUCGGGGGCUACUGGCCUGCUGGCGUGUUCGAUGGCGUGGGAGGUAUUCGCAGUGGGACGAGAUGUUGCGAAGGUCCAAAAGAAAGCGUCCGGAUUUCCGUUGGCUGUUGGACGAUGGAAAGUCUCGGAUGAGACGGAAGCCGGAUGUGAUGUGUAA